Messenger RNA from Lecanosticta acicola, 1151 nucleotides. The record is from the annotation of a GenBank genome assembly. NCBI's taxonomy places the organism in Eukaryota, Fungi, Ascomycota, Dothideomycetes, Mycosphaerellales, Mycosphaerellaceae.
AUGCCGAUAUGCAUCGAAUGUCGCUAUCCCGUGAGCAAUCUGUACACGACAUACAGCAAAGCCGAUGACAAAGCGCUGGGAAAAGGAGUGCGACUCACUCAGUGUCCGCGAUGUAAACGCUUCGCAGACAAGUACGUCGAGCACGAUUUUGUGGUAUUGUUUAUUGAUCUCGUCUUGAUCAAGCCUCAGGUAUGCAUGCACGCAAUACUUCUGCCGUUUCAAUCUUCCUCUCUCUUCUUUCAAGGGCUCGUUGUUGAAUAUCCGCCGUCAAUGACCGUAUUGCCGUGCAGCAACUGAAAGCGCGGUAGGUCUAUCGACAUCUUCUCUUCAAUCGGCUGGGACGCGAAGACGAGCGAUUUGAUGUGAGUCGAAGGAGAGAAUAUGAAGCACCAAGCGCUAAAAUACAUAGCCCUCAAUUAUACGCCUUGGCAUCCUGUUACUACUCUUCGACGUCUACUUAACUUGGGCUCGGAUCGAGAAAGCAACGCCAUCCUCACCCUCACUACCACUAUCACCACCACCUCCGUUGCCACCUUACUCAUCAGGAACAAGCAGCGCCUACAACGAAUCAUCGCGCCUCACAACCAGCGAUGCCGGCCUUCCAACGAGCUCUAUCGCCUCGCAACCCAUCCUGAUUCAAUACCUGUUCUUUCUGGCCCUCUGUACCCUGGAAACAGCUUCCUUCCAUCUCCCCAUCCGAACUUUCUUAUCGAUAAACUUCCCGAGACCUUUAUCGGCCGUGAUUCCGCAUUAUCCACACCCGGCGCUCAUCAGCACCGCUUUGCUGGUCUCGAGUUUCACCAAGCUCUUUCCGCUGAUGUUGCUGGUCUGGAACUAUGAUCUUCCCAGUAGCGCGAGCGCUGUGUCAUGGGCGGUGAUCAUCAACAAUGUGGCUGCGCUGGAGAUCUUACUUGACUGUGGCUAUGUGAGAGCUGCUAUCUUGGCUGCGGUCGGGGCUGUUUGUAGAGCUGCGAUUGGAUGGGUGAGUACUCUCCCUUCUCUAGAACGUGCUCUUCACCGCUAAUCGAGACAUGCAGGGUAUUCUACGCGCUGUCGGUGUAGGAGGCGGCGUGGCCGCUGCAGGUGUGGUAGAGACGGGCGAUCUCAUCGAAGUAUGGCGGACGCUCGUAGACACAGUUGGUCUGGGAUGA